Messenger RNA from Macrobrachium nipponense, 3736 nucleotides. RefSeq names its product transmembrane protein 104-like. The transcript has 12 exons. The record is from RefSeq and is a predicted model, not a curated record. The coding region runs from base 91 to 1626 and encodes 511 amino acids. NCBI's taxonomy places the organism in Eukaryota, Metazoa, Arthropoda, Malacostraca, Decapoda, Palaemonidae.
CAGAGAUUCAGUGACGAAAUGACUUUUGCAGAAGUUGAAAGUCAAUUUUGUGAUUCUCUGAUGGCGUAACGUUUGUGAAAUACAUACAAAAUGCCGAGUCCUCCAGGUGUACAGCCGGGAGAACAGUAUGCCUCUGUUACUGGCCUGAUAUAUGUCUUCAAUUUGAUUGUAGGGACAGGAUGUUUGACACUUCCUGCUGCUUUUGCCGCAGCUGGCUGGGCACUCUCAGCUGGUGGCAUCCUGUUACUGGCAAUUGUCAGUUACAUGACAACAACUUGGGUCGUGGAGUGCAUGGCAUGUGCCAAUGCCAUCAACCAUUGGCGACGAAUGAAGCAGCUCAAGAAGCGAGGGCAAGUAGCAGAUGAGCUAGUCAAUCGCACUUUGGAAAAUGCAGAAGCAGAAGCUGACCAACGAUCAACUGACACCUCUGAAGAUCAGGAGGAGCAUGAAGAAGAAUUACCUCUCAUAUCUGAUGGUGUAAUUGAACGCACUGUUGGUGAAUAUUAUGCCAUUCAAGAAUGUAUAGAAAUGGGCCAGAUGGCUAAACUGUUUUAUCCAAAAGUUUGGGAUAAGGUCUUCUAUCUUGUGCUCUGCAUUUAUUUAUAUGGCGAUUUAGCAAUCUACGAAGCUGCUGUUGCCAAAUCUCUGAGGGACAUUAUAUGUAAUUAUCGACCUGAAAACUGCUCCAAGGAACCAUUAGAUUUGGACAAGUGUUUCACAGAUUCUGACCUCACCAGAUUAGAUAUGUACAGAUUGUGCACAUUGAUUUUUAUUGGAGUAAUGGGACCAUUUGUGUUUUUCAACCUAACGAAAACGAAGUAUAUGCAGAUAUUAACCACCAUAACGAGAUGGCUUGCCAUGGGUACCAUGAUUUCCUGGGCAAUUGUCAUACUUGGAGAAGGCAAGGGAGAUGGGCACCCUACCCCUGCUGAUUUUACAAAGCUUCCACAGUUAAUAGGUGUUUGUGUGUAUAGCUUCAUGUGCCACCACUCAUUACCUUCUCUAAUAACACCAAUUAAUGAGAAGAAAUCUAUAUUAAAGUUGUUGGCAGCUGAUUAUCUUCUGAUAUUGUUGUUUUACUACCUUCUGGCAUUUACUGGUGUAUUUGCCUUCAAACAUUUAGAAGAUCUCUACACACUAAAUUUUCAGCCUGAUCCAUGCAACAGGGAUAAUACUCCAGGUGUUGUUUACGGUUUACAGAUUUUUUUGUUGAUGUUCCCUGUUUUUACACUGAGCACAAACUUCCCAAUUAUAGCGAUCACACUUCGAAAUAACCUCAAGGGUCUGUUCCUACGGGAAACACGACGAUAUUCAUUCUUCACUUCACGGUGUCUUUUUCCCCUUCUAUCUAUUAUACCGCCUACAUUAGUUGGAUUGAUAACUUCUAAUGUUGAGUUUCUAGUCGGCAUUACUGGAGCGUAUGCAGGCUCAGUUAUUCAGUAUGUUGUCCCAGCAACACUGGUAUAUUAUGCCCGCAAGAUGACUUUGCAGCAUAUUGGGAUGGGGGUGAAAAAUCCAUUUUCAUCUCCUCUGCAGCAUUCAAUUUUCCUCAUUGUCAUUUGUGGUUGGGCAGUACUGUGUUGGAUUUUUGUCAGCAUAUAUCUUUUUGGAGAAUAUAGAAGUUAGUACCAUAGGUUUUUUUUAGUACUAUAAGACAAUAUCAGAAAUUAUUGAUAUAUUUGGAUUUAUAUUUUAUACAGGUAAUAUACAGAAUGUUUCUUAAAUGUGUGUAUGACUUGAAACUGAAAUGACAUUAAACUAAUAUUGAUCAUGCUCAGGUCUGCUGUUUUUACCUUUUAAGUCCUUGCUCAUAUGGUCAAGUCCAUUGCUCAUUCAUUAGAUUAUUGCAGUAUCAUGGAGGUUGAACUUCUUUACUGUAUUGUCAACCAUAUGAGCUCAAGGUUUUAUAGGUAUGAUAUGUGAAAGCCCAUUUCCUGUAAAUAGCUCUUUUUGAAACAUGGUACUGUAAUUGUUUUAAUUAAUUUUUUAAUCAUUAAAGACCUCAGUCAUUCUUGAACAUUAUUCCAGUUUUUAUCUUCCAUCUGUAACCUUAAGGUACAGUGAAUUCUGUGUUGCUAGGUUGUAAAAUUUAGAUUUUUUUGUUUUAGUAUGAAAGAUAAUUUUAAGAAAUAUGCCACUUUUUAUUACUGAUUGUAUUUAUCAACACAUUGGUGCCAUCCAUUAUGAAUUUAGGUUAAUUUCUUGGAUACAAUGCCACUAAUCAAAAAUGUUUUGCCCAUCUUUGUUAAUUUUAUUAAUUGGUGCAGUAUAAUAUAGUAUUUUAUACUUGUUUCAUUAGUCUAGUUCUGUUUAACAACAGAGGUCCUUCAUUAGAGCAUCUCAUGAACAUUGAUAAAUUAGUUGGUGUUAUUGUAAUGUAUCUUUGAGCGAGAGCAUUGUACGUAUUGAUUUAGUUUGGGUAAACUUGUAAUCUUAAUUCUUAAAAAGGCAGUGAAUUGCAUAUUGAUUUAUAGUUGCAGAGGAGGAAAGGGCUUUGAAAAUGUUUUCGUUUAGCAUAGUACUAAUGCUGUUGAAUAUUGAAUGUGUAUGGAAUUUUUUCCUCCGUCCAAACUGUCAUUCUGAUGUAAAGUGCUCUAAUUGCACUGUAGUUGUUAACAGAUUUACACUUAAUGAAUUACUAGGUAGCACGAAUUCAAGUUUGAAGCUCUUUAUAUUACCAUUUACAUUUUGAUGAAAGCUCGCAGCCAAAAAGGUUUUGUGAUGAAUAAAUGUAUCAUUUAUUCAUAAUAAGGGUUUGAUUUGAUAAUUUCAGGAUUUAGUUGAGCUGAUAUUUAGAUUAGAUAAAGUUAGUGUCGGAUUUAUAGUAAAGAUUUCAAGUUUGUUUGCUGAAGGUAUUUUUAAUAUUUUUAAAUCUUUACCUCGUGAAAGAUUUUUUAUUCACAUUUAUUUUUGAAUAUGGUAAAUUUUUGUUUGAAGCUAUUUCCUGUAGUAUUUUAAAAAAGUAAUUUUUGUAUGGUAAAUGUUUACAUUUUCAGUAUUUAUAAAUAUAAUAUACUGUAUUACUUUCCUCUUCUCAUAAUUGCUGAAUUUGUUGAAACUUCUACACUACAUUUCACCUCAGGAGUAGCUCAACAAAGCCUGUUCCUGGUAGUUAUUGACCUCUUUCUCUCUAAAUAAAGAAAAUAAGUUGCUUGAUAAUAGAUAAUUGAUGAAAUUAUUAAUGAUCAUUGAGCAUUUAACUGGUGCUUUUAAGUAGUACAGAAAAAAAUUAGGAUAGGUUAGUAGGCUGUGUCGUAUCAUUUUUUUUAGCCGGCAGACACAUUUCUGUUAAGGUUGUUAUAUUGACAUUGUUAGUAUGGGUCAGGUUGUUUUAAUUGAGCCUAGUUAGAGAAGGUUUGAUGCUCUUAUAGUGUACAAUAUGCUCAAAUGGGUUCAUACAUUUUGAAUGUAUAAGAGAAAAAGGAUAAACUCAGAAGGUCCAAGUACUUACUGAAACUAGUAAAGUGACUAUUUUUAUAAAUUCACCUUUUAAUGUAUCUUGAAGCUCAGUAAUACUUAAUUUAGAAAAAGUGGAGAGAAGCAAUUUUCAAGUAAAAAUGGUACCUAUUAAGGUUUGAUGAUAGAUGUGUUUGUCUUUAGUUUCGUUGUAAUUUUAUAAAUUAAAUAUAAAGCAAAGGUUGACAAAACAAGUCUUAGUAAGAAGGGCGUGCAGUGGCAGAAGGGAGUGCAAUGGCAGAACUCUCAAAAGGAAGUUUGUUCAUACACGAAACAAACC